AUGCAUUAUGUCACCGAUAGUGCUGUGGAAGAAGAUGAAGAAAAAAACAUUUAUUUAGGCAAUAUUUUCUGUUUACGAACAGACUUGGCCAAUAUUUACCACGCUAAUGAACUGGCUAAACGCCUUAAAGAAAAUAAGGCGGAUGCAAAGGAUAAAGAGCAGUUAGAGAAAUUCAAGAACGAAGUAGACAACGAAGCCAAACAAGUAAAGCCUCUUAUCGCUUAUUUAACCAAUGAACAAGUGGCUGACCAAAUUGACACUACCACUUUAAAAGGAGAGAAGCAAAAUAAUGGUCAUGAUUGCGGCGUUUAUUUAUGUUUGUAUAUUAAAGAACUGAUGGAAUUUGAGACGCGGCAAGAUAAUAGUACACAAACCCUAGCCUUAACAAGAAAAUAUGGAGCGGAAAUAAUAGAGGAAUUUCAAGCGGAAGCGGAUGCUAACAGUUCGCCCAGUGCUAGUCAAUAUCCCAAAUUAAUUGAAGACGCCUUAAAACAAGGAAAUGAAGCCAUCAAUAGUCCCUAUACUUUAAAAUUACUACCUCUGGUUAAAAAACUGCUCGAACCCAAUCCCAGCACAACUACUGGGCUAGGAACAGAUGGCCAUAUCUGUCCCUAUUUAGAAUUACCAAAAGUAGAAGAGAAGUUCCGCCAGCAAUUUCAAGGAGAGAUAAAGGAUUUAAAAAAUAGUGAGAGAACCAAUAAUUUAUCUGAAUUAAACCAAAAAUUAUCUGAUGAAACAUACGCCAAAAAUGAUUAUUUAAACCAACUAAAUCAAAGCCAAAACGAGAUAAAAAGACUAGAAGAAGAAUUAGCAAAUGAAAGAAAUUUGAAAGAGAAUUGGCAUCGUGAAUGUGGAAAGAUUAUGGAAAUGCUGGGAAAUAGCAAUCAUCCAAUUAAUAAUUUAAGUCAUUUGGCCAGUUUGCUUCAAGGAAAGAACCUGUAUCAGAUAAUUGAGGCCAACCGCAAUUUAAGAGAUGCUAUUAAUUCAUUAAUAAGGCAACACCAAGUAAAUAGUUUGGAAGAAUUAAGUCAAAAAAUAAUCAGAACUGAACAAGAAUUGGCUAAUGAAUUGAAUAGUUUAAAUAUUCAAUUAAGACGCAGCCGAAUAAACAUAAAAGCCAUUUAUGAAUAUUACAUUACAAAAAAAGGAAGCAAAUUAGACACCGAUGACAAAAGUAUUAAAGUUUUAGAAGAUAAAAUUUUAACUUUAAUUGGACAAGAUUUUGAUAGUGAACAAAUAAUAGGAUUAAGAGAUUUGUUUGUUUAUAAUGGAUUGCCUAACACUUAUAAUUUUAUUGAGGAAGUAACUAGUUUAACCAAUAAUCACAAGAUUAAAAGUUUAGAAAAUGAAGCCAAAGCCCUGAAAUUAGAUUUAGAGCAAAAUAUUCCGGAAGAAUUAGAAGAAAAAGUAAAUAAAAUUAGUCCACUUUUGUUGACUAGUGCUUUACCUGAAACCCAACAAUUUAUUGAAAAUGGUAUAUUAGAAAAAAAUAAAAAACUGGAAGACGCUUUAAACGAAGUUGGAAUAGAUCCUAAUGACGCUGAUGUGGGAAAGAAAAUCGCAAUGUUGAAGGGUCUAGAAGAAAGAGUGAUAGAACUCUAUGGCAAGGAUUAUAAAGAAAUAUUAAAAGUGCAAGAGUAA
This is a messenger RNA of Racocetra fulgida, 1641 nucleotides long. The record is from the annotation of a GenBank genome assembly. Lineage: Eukaryota; Fungi; Glomeromycota; Glomeromycetes; Diversisporales; Gigasporaceae.